Molecule: messenger RNA, 1054 nt
Organism: Puntigrus tetrazona (Sumatra barb)
Lineage: Eukaryota; Metazoa; Chordata; Actinopteri; Cypriniformes; Cyprinidae
Product: putative ubiquitin carboxyl-terminal hydrolase 50
Exons: 6
Coding region: 16-534 (172 amino acids)
Biological process (GO): protein deubiquitination
Molecular function (GO): cysteine-type deubiquitinase activity
Source: RefSeq, a predicted model, not a curated record
GAUUCUCCCAUAAACAUGCAAGACUGUUUUGAUUCAUAUUUCGAGCCAAUCACGUGUGAAGAUGAUCGAGUGAAAUGUCCAACUUGCAAAGAGCUGGUGAUCACAGAGAUUACAUGUAAUAUACAUAAACCUCCUCCAGUUCUGGUUGUGCAGCUGGAGAGUUUUCAACUGGGAUCCAACAAUUACAAGAAGAACACGUAUAAAGUUGAAAUUCAGCUGCAGUUAUCAGUUCAAGACGACGGUGGAGUUCAACACGAGUAUGAUUUGUUUGCUGUGGUGAAACACUCGGGAUCCUUUCAGUGGGGACAUUACUAUUCAGUCAUCAAGUCAUUUGAGGAUCGUCAGUGGUACGAGUGUAACGACAGCUCUGUGCGCAAGAUACCUGAUUUAAAAACCCCUUCUACUGUGAGAAGGCCUUUCUUCUUCUGUACACAAAAAAAUAAUCAGAUACUUCUGGAUCUAACUCUGAUCUUCAACCCGGAGGAAACUCUCUCUGGAUCCAGAGAAUCAAUCAGAAGACAGGAGAGAGUCUGAUGCAACCGCCAACGCCCAACAAAAACCAUCAGAUGAAUCUAAAUCAGUCCCAGAACAUCAAGAGAUGAGGCUAAAACACGUACCACGUACCUGCAGAAAAUGUCCCUCAUGGUCCUGAUGCAACAGCAAACACAGAAAAGAACUAAAUAUUCAACAAAAUACAAUCUUUGGGUCUUUAAAACAUGUCUGCGAUCAUCAGACCCACUGCGAUAUCUAAGACGAGUUUUAGUCAGCAUUCGACUCAAGGAAUCAUAAGAAAAAAGAUUUUGGUUUCUAGCCUUUACUGUUCAAAAGUCAUAGAAAUGCAGCUUUCAGUCUGUGAUUAUAAAGUUUGAGUUAGAGAGAGUUAGCUGUGGAUAGAUUUACUAUAUAUUUAUAUAUAUAUAUUUAGAGUAAUGGAAAUCAAUUACAAUUCUUGACUUCACCAACAUUGUGAAAUCUUUAUCAGAAUUCUUUUCAGUGUCACUUUUCUCAUAUAUAUUGUCAUUUUUCCUUGACCCAAUAAAAAUAACAUUUGUGA